This is a messenger RNA of Ambispora leptoticha, 1419 nucleotides long. The record is from the annotation of a GenBank genome assembly. NCBI's taxonomy places the organism in Eukaryota, Fungi, Glomeromycota, Glomeromycetes, Archaeosporales, Ambisporaceae.
AUGCCAACUAAAAUUACUGAAAAAACGGAGCAUCCUAAACCUACUAAUGGUCAUUUAACUGCCAAAGAUGAUAUUGCUCGGCGAAAGUUAAGAGAUUUAGAUAAAGCCGUAAGUUUAGAAGAAUUAGCCCAAAUUCCGAGUAAUCGUUUACACAGACUUCUCGGAGAUAGAAAAGGUCAAAGAAUUAUUAUGAACAAAAAUAAAAAAUUGACUCCUUUACAUCCCGGCGAAAUGUUACGGGAAGAAUUUCUUGUUCCCUUAAAAAUGAAACCGGAAGAUCUUGCCAAAAAAAUUGGUGUUUCUAGUUUACAGCAAGCUUACGAAAGGGAAUGUCUAGAAGAUAUUUUAGAAAACCAAGAAAAACGGAUCAAAAAGCAAAUUACUCCUUUAUCUACUAAUAAAAAUUCACGUUCUAUUUCCCUUUCUUCUAAAUCUUCCAAUAUUUUAGGUGUAGUAGAAGGAUUUUCGAGUAGUAUUCCGUUUGUUGGUGGUCUUGUCCAAAAAGCUGUCGGAGACCUUAAAGAUGGUUUAAAUAAAGCCAAUGAAAAAAUUGAAGCCCAAGGUAAAGCUCUCCAAGGUCAAAUUAACAAUCAAGAGUUAACCGAAGCUAUUAACACCGUUGAAGAAAAAUUAACCAAAGCUCAACAAGAACUCCAAAAAGAACUUGACGAAUUCAAACAAGAAGUUAACGAAAGAUUUGAACAACAAGAACAAAAAAUUAAAGAAAAUACCCUUAAAAUAGACGAAGAAAAAUACCAAAGAGAAGAAGAGGUUAAAGAAAUAAAAACUAAGAUAAAUAUUGCUCGUCAAGCAACUGACAAUCUUAAAAAAGAACUAGAAGAAAAUAAUGAACAAUUUCAGCAAAAACAAAAAGAACUAAAUCAUAAAUUAGAAGAAACUCAACAAGAUUUUGAAGAUUAUCAAGCUGAAACGAGUUCUAAAUUCAAAAUCCAAGAAACUAAAUAUCAACAAUCCUUAGAAGAAAUUAAAGAAGAAUUUGAAACUAAAUCUCGACAAGUAGAUGCUAAGUUAAAAGAUAACCAAGAAAUUCUUACUGAACACGAAGAAGAUCUCGCUAAUGUCAAAUAUGAACAAAAAAAGCAAAACAUUCUUAACCAAGAAUUAGCCGAGAAUAUCCAAGAAACUAAUGAUAUCUUAUUUGCUCAAAAAAGAAAAUUAAACUUAGUUGCUCAACAAAUGGAUGAUAUUCAAGAAGAAGUCCAUUUACGAAUGGAUAAAAUCUCUAAGGAAGUCAACCAAAAAACUGAACAAACUUUAAACAUUGCCAAGGAUGCUACUAAGAAAGUUGACCGGUUAACCAAAGACGUCCAACAAAUGAGGGAUGACUUGGAAAAUUUUGAGGAACAAAUCCAAAAAAACAAAGAAGACUUGGAAAAAACCAAACAAGAAGCUCAAUGA